GAGGAGCGGCUCCGGCGGCCGGAGAAGGCGCAGGAGGAGGAAGAGGCGGAGGAAGAGGAGGGGAAUCGCCGCUUCCCAAACACUCUCUCCGAGGGGGCUGUGCGCGGCUCUCGGCUUUCGGCCCUCGGACGCCCGCGCCGGGAGUCCGAACCCGGGCUGUCCGCGGCCCCCUCUUCCCCCUCCUCCGCCCCGCGCAGACGAGGAACAAAGUUGCCGAGAGCGACUGGGCCGGAGGGCUGCAGCCCGGGCCGGGUGCUCUGGCCGCGGCGGCGCCGGCGCCGGGGCAGCUCCGCUCCGGGCGCGCUGAUGGGGGGAGGCGGCGGCGGCGGAGCCCACAGCGGCGGCCCGAGCAGCAGAGGCGGCGGCGGCGGCGGCUGGGCGGCCCGAGGGGAUGCAGCAGCAGUCGGGAGGGACGGCCGAGCCCAGUAGACAGAGACCAGGAGCGGCGGCCGAGGCGAUCGGGCUUCGCAGCGCCCGGACCUGAGCCAGACCCACCUGGUCCGUCCUCCCGACCGGCGGCCGAGGCGCCCGAGGACUGGGGACGCGGAAGAUCCAAGUGAUUCUCGGAGACCCCUGGGCGGCGGCUGCGCAAGCCCCUGAGAGGAGGGGGCGACCCUCAGCGCCGUGGGGGAGGAGGCUCCGCCUGCCCACAGCCCUCCCCACUGCCACUCGUACCUCCCUAAAAAUAACUCGGGCCCGCUGGGGCCAGGAGGAGCCGCCACUGUCCCCCGAGUGGAGCCGGGGAGGCGUGUCGAGCCAGGGCCGGAGGAAGCCGGCGGAGCGGCGAGGAAGAGGAGGAGGAGGAGGAAGGGGAGUUCCGCCUGCGGGCCGCAUCGCACGGCAGCCUAGGGGCGCCGCGACCCUCCCGGCUGCGUCCAGCCCCUCGCGCCUGUACCGCGCUCUCGGCCGCCGGGCCCAGCCGAGCCGCCCCCCCGCGGGCCCCGCGCCGCCGCCGCCGCGGUUUGGCUGAUUAGUCGCGGGCGGGCGGGCGGGCGCAGCGCGCAGGGCGGAGGCAGCAGCGGCGCUGGGCCGGGAGGAGGCCGGCCAGGGUGCGGAGCGGCCCCGGCCCGCUCCCAGAGGGGAGAUGGCGUCCUACGUAGAUAACAGCUUCCGCCAGGCGGUGAUGAAGAAUCCCCCCGAAAGGACCCCCCAGGAUCUGGAAAUAGUAUAUUCCUAUUUACAUGGUAUGGAAGCCUUAUCAAACUUGAGGGAGCAUCAACUUAGGUUAAUGUGUGAAACUGUGAGAUAUGAGAGACACGAAGCAAAUGAAGUUUUAUACUACCCUGAUGAUAUUGGGACCUGCUGGUAUAUCCUUCUUUCUGGUUCCGUGUUCAUCAAGGAAUCCAUGUUUCUUCCAAGAAGCAGUUUUGGCAAGCGUUCUGCAGGAAGUUUUAGGCGUGGCUGUGAAUGCAUUGUUUUAGAGCCUUCUGAAAUGAUUGUGGUGGACUAUAUGGAUGAAAAUGAAGAAUAUUUUCAGCGGCAAGCUUCCCAUAGACAGUCUCGAAGGAGAUUUAGAAAAAUCAACCAGAAAGGUGAAAGACAAACAAUUAUUGACACUGUGGAUCCUUAUCCCAUGGGCAAACCUCCUUUGCCUAGAGGCUAUCACACGGAAUGCACUAAAUCUCAGCUUCCUGCAGAUUUCACAAAACUGCAUCUUACUGACAGUCUCCACCCACAGGUGACCCACGUUUCUUCUAGCCAUUCAGGAUGUAGUAUCACUAGUGAUUCUGGGAGCAGCAGUCUUUCUGAUAUCUACCAGGCCACAGAAAGCGAGGCUGGUGAUAUGGACCUGAGUGGGUUGCCAGAAACAGCAGUGGAUUCCGAAGACGACGACGAUGAAGAAGACAUUGAGAGAGCAUCAGAUCCUCUGAUGAGCAGGGACAUUGUGAGAGACUGCCUAGAGAAGGACCCAAUUGACCGGACAGAUGAUGACAUUGAACAACUCUUGGAAUUUAUGCACCAGUUGCCUGCUUUUGCCAAUAUGACAAUGUCAGUGAGGCGAGAACUCUGUGCUGUGAUGGUGUUCGCAGUGGUGGAAAGAGCAGGGACCAUAGUGUUAAAUGAUGGUGAAGAGCUGGACUCCUGGUCAGUGAUUCUCAAUGGAUCUGUGGAAGUGACUUAUCCAGAUGGAAAAGCAGAAAUACUGUGCAUGGGAAAUAGUUUUGGUGUCUCUCCUACCAUGGACAAAGAAUACAUGAAAGGAGUGAUGAGAACAAAGGUGGAUGACUGCCAGUUUGUCUGCAUAGCCCAGCAAGAUUACUGCCGUAUUCUCAAUCAAGUAGAAAAGAACAUGCAAAAAGUUGAAGAGGAAGGAGAGAUUGUUAUGGUGAAAGAACACCGAGAACUUGAUCGAACUGGAACAAGAAAGGGACACAUUGUCAUCAAGGGUACCUCAGAAAGGUUAACAAUGCAUUUGGUGGAAGAGCAUUCAGUAGUAGAUCCAACAUUCAUAGAAGACUUUCUGUUGACCUAUAGGACUUUUCUUUCUAGCCCAAUGGAAGUGGGCAAAAAGUUAUUGGAGUGGUUUAAUGACCCGAGCCUCAGGGAUAAGGUUACACGGGUAGUAUUAUUGUGGGUAAAUAAUCACUUCAAUGACUUUGAAGGAGAUCCUGCAAUGACUCGAUUUUUAGAAGAAUUUGAAAACAAUCUGGAAAGAGAGAAAAUGGGUGGACACCUAAGGCUGUUGAAUAUCGCGUGUGCUGCUAAAGCAAAAAGAAGAUUGAUGACGUUAACAAAACCAUCCCGAGAAGCUCCUUUGCCUUUUAUCUUACUUGGAGGCUCUGAGAAGGGAUUUGGAAUCUUUGUUGACAGUGUAGAUUCAGGUAGCAAAGCAACUGAAGCAGGCUUGAAACGGGGGGAUCAGAUAUUAGAAGUAAAUGGCCAAAACUUUGAAAACAUUCAGCUGUCAAAAGCUAUGGAAAUUCUUAGAAAUAACACACAUUUAUCUAUCACUGUGAAAACCAAUUUAUUUGUAUUUAAAGAACUUCUAACAAGAUUGUCAGAAGAGAAAAGAAAUGGUGCCCCCCACCUUCCUAAAAUUGGUGACAUUAAAAAGGCCAGUCGCUACUCCAUUCCAGAUCUUGCUGUAGAUGUAGAACAGGUGAUAGGACUUGAAAAAGUGAACAAAAAAAGUAAAGCCAACACUGUGGGAGGAAGGAACAAGCUGAAAAAGAUACUCGACAAGACUCGGAUCAGUAUCUUGCCACAGAAACCAUACAAUGAUAUUGGGAUUGGUCAGUCUCAAGAUGACAGCAUAGUAGGAUUAAGGCAGACAAAGCACAUCCCAACUGCAUUGCCUGUCAGUGGAACCUUAUCAUCCAGUAAUCCUGAUUUAUUGCAGUCACAUCAUCGCAUUUUAGACUUCAGUGCUACUCCUGACUUGCCAGAUCAAGUGCUAAGGGUUUUUAAGGCUGAUCAGCAAAGCCGCUACAUCAUGAUCAGUAAGGACACUACAGCAAAGGAAGUGGUCAUUCAGGCUAUCAGGGAGUUUGCUGUUACUGCCACCCCGGAUCAAUAUUCACUAUGUGAGGUCUCUGUCACACCUGAGGGAGUAAUCAAACAAAGAAGACUUCCAGAUCAGCUUUCCAAACUUGCAGACAGAAUACAACUGAGUGGAAGGUAUUAUCUGAAAAACAACAUGGAAACAGAAACUCUUUGUUCAGAUGAAGAUGCUCAGGAGUUGUUGAGAGAGAGUCAAAUUUCCCUCCUUCAGCUCAGCACUGUGGAAGUUGCAACACAGCUCUCUAUGCGAAAUUUUGAACUCUUUCGCAACAUUGAACCUACUGAAUAUAUAGAUGAUUUAUUUAAACUCAGAUCAAAAACCAGCUGUGCCAACCUGAAGAGAUUUGAAGAAGUCAUUAACCAGGAAACAUUUUGGGUAGCAUCUGAAAUUCUCAGAGAAACAAACCAGCUGAAGAGGAUGAAGAUCAUUAAGCAUUUCAUCAAGAUAGCACUGCACUGUAGGGAAUGCAAGAAUUUUAACUCAAUGUUUGCAAUCAUCAGUGGCCUAAACCUGGCACCAGUGGCAAGACUGCGAACGACCUGGGAGAAACUUCCCAAUAAAUACGAAAAACUAUUUCAAGAUCUCCAAGACCUGUUUGAUCCUUCCAGAAACAUGGCAAAAUAUCGUAAUGUUCUCAAUAGUCAAAAUCUACAACCUCCCAUAAUCCCUCUAUUCCCAGUUAUCAAAAAGGAUCUCACCUUCCUUCACGAAGGAAAUGACUCAAAAGUAGACGGGCUGGUCAAUUUUGAGAAGCUAAGGAUGAUUGCAAAAGAAAUUCGUCACGUUGGCCGAAUGGCUUCAGUGAACAUGGACCCUGCCCUCAUGUUCAGGACUCGGAAGAAGAAAUGGCGGAGUUUGGGGUCUCUCAGCCAGGGUAGUACAAAUGCAACAGUGCUAGAUGUUGCUCAGACAGGUGGUCAUAAAAAGCGGGUACGUCGUAGUUCCUUUCUCAAUGCCAAAAAGCUUUAUGAAGAUGCCCAAAUGGCUCGAAAAGUGAAGCAGUACCUUUCCAAUUUGGAGCUAGAAAUGGACGAGGAGAGUCUUCAGACAUUAUCUCUGCAGUGUGAGCCAGCAACCAACACAUUGCCUAAGAAUCCUGGUGACAAAAAGCCUGUCAAAUCCGAGACCUCUCCAGUAGCUCCAAGGGCAGGGUCACAACAGAAAGCUCAGUCCCUGCCACAGCCCCAGCAGCAGCCACCACCAGCACAUAAAAUCAACCAGGGACUACAGGUUCCCGCCGUGUCCCUUUAUCCUUCACGGAAGAAAGUGCCCGUAAAGGAUCUCCCACCUUUUGGCAUAAACUCUCCACAAGCUUUAAAAAAAAUUCUUUCUUUGUCUGAAGAAGGAAGUUUGGAACGUCACAAGAAACAGGCUGAAGAUACAAUAUCAAAUGCAUCUUCGCAGCUUUCUUCUCCUCCUACUUCUCCACAGAGUUCUCCAAGGAAAGGUGGCAGUGGCAAUCAGCUGAGAUCUUUUGGCUCCGGGCAGUUGGACUUAACCAGUUCCUCCUCUUCUCUUGGAAGCUAUACUUUGGCUCCCAGUGGUACUGUGGAUAAUUUUUCAGAUUCUGGUCACAGUGAAAUUUCUUCACGAUCCAGUAUUGUUAGCAAUUCGUCUUUUGACUCAGUGCCAGUCUCACUGCACGAUGAGAGGCGCCAGAGGCAUUCUGUCAGCAUCGUGGAAACAAACCUAGGGAUGGGCAGGAUGGAGAGGCGGACCAUGAUUGAACCUGAUCAGUAUAGCUUGGGGUCCUAUGCACCAAUGUCCGAGGGCCGAGGCUUAUAUGCUACAGCUACAGUAAUUUCUUCUCCAAGCACAGAGGAACUUUCCCAGGAUCAGGGGGAUCGCGCGUCACUUGAUGCUGCUGACAGUGGCCGUGGGAGCUGGACGUCAUGCUCAAGUGGCUCCCAUGAUAAUAUACAGACGAUCCAGCACCAGAGAAGCUGGGAGACUCUUCCAUUCGGGCAUACUCACUUUGAUUAUUCAGGGGAUCCUGCAGGUUUAUGGGCAUCAAGCAGCCAUAUGGACCAAAUUAUGUUUUCUGAUCAUAGCACAAAGUAUAACAGGCAAAAUCAAAGUAGAGAGAGCCUUGAACAAGCCCAGUCCCGAGCAAGCUGGGCGUCUUCCACAGGUUACUGGGGAGAAGACUCAGAAGGUGACACAGGCACAAUAAAGCGGAGGGGUGGAAAGGAUGUUUCCAUUGAAGCCGAAAGCAGUAGCCUAACGUCUGUGACUACGGAAGAAACCAAGCCUGUCCCCAUGCCUGCCCACAUAGCUGUGGCAUCAAGUACUACAAAGGGGCUCAUUGCACGAAAGGAGGGCAGGUAUCGAGAGCCCCCGCCCACCCCUCCCGGCUACAUUGGAAUUCCCAUUACUGACUUUCCAGAAGGGCACUCCCAUCCAGCCAGGAAACCGCCGGACUACAACGUGGCCCUUCAGAGAUCGCGGAUGGUCGCACGAUCCUCCGACACAGCUGGGCCUUCAUCCGUACAGCAGCCACAUGGGCAUCCCACCAGCAGCAGGCCUGUGAACAAACCUCAGUGGCAUAAACCGAACGAGUCUGACCCGCGCCUCGCCCCCUAUCAGUCCCAAGGGUUUUCCACCGAGGAGGAUGAAGAUGAACAAGUUUCUGCUGUUUGAGGCACAGACUUUUCUGGAAGCAGAGCGAGCCACCUGAAAGGAGAGCACAAGAAGACGUCCUGAGCAUUGGAGCCUUGGAACUCACAUUCUGAGGACGGUGGACCAGUUUGCCUCCUUCCCUGCCUUAAAAGCAGCAUGGGGCUUCUUCUCCCCUUCUUCCUUUCCCCUUUGCAUGUGAAAUACUGUGAAGAAAUUGCCCUGGCACUUUUCAGACUUUGUUGCUUGAAAUGCACAGUGCAGCAAUCUUCGAGCUCCCACUGUUGCUGCCUGCCACAUCACACAGUAUCAUUCCAAAUUCCAAGAUCAUCACAACAAGAUGAUUCACUCUGGCUGCACUUCUCAAUGCCUGGAAGGAUUUUUUUUAAUCUUCCUUUUAGAUUUCAAUCCAGUCCUAGCACUUGAUCUCAUUGGGAUAAUGAGAAAAGCUAGCCAUUGAACUACUUGGGGCCUUUAACCCACCAAGGAAGACAAAGAAAAACAAUGAAAUCCUUUGAGUACAGUGCUUGUCCACUUGUUUACAAUGUCCUCCUUUUAAAAAAAAAAAAUGAGUUUAAAGAUUUUGUUCAGAGAGUAAAUAUAUAUCCAUUUAAUGAUUACAGUAUUAUUUUAAACCUUAAGUAGGGUUGCCAGCCUGGUUUCUGAAAAACCAAAUAUGCCGGACAGGGUGUGGCCACACCAAGAAGACGGGAAGACCUGGCUUGUGACCCUGGCUUCCCAUGUCCUUCUGGUCUCACCCGCGAAGUGCCCUAUCCUGGAAGUAUGAAAUGUUAGCCAAUUAAUACCAAGACACCUCAUCUGCUCCUUCCCCAGUGGAUGGGGUUCUUCUGUAAAACUGUUUGCACAUGGCCAGGGGAGGGAACUAGGACCCUUGUGUCCUGUCUGAGCCUUAUGGAGGCAGGACGGUGUCAUUGGCGGAUGUGUCCUGCUCCAUUGAGAUGGAUGGCAAACCCCAUUUUUAAGUUAUAUUUCUUUGAUUUUUGUUAAUUUAGAGGUGUAGGUUUUGUUUUUUGUUUUUUUGUUUUUUUUUAAGAGAAACAUUUAUAACUGGAUAGCAUUGCAGUGAAAGCAGCUUGGGAUGUUGGAGCUAAUGCCAGCUGUUUAUACUGCUCUUUCAAGACAGCCUCCCUUUAUUGAAUUGGCAUUAGGGAAUAAACAAGCCUUUAAACGUGAUAAAAGAUCAAAAACCUGGUUAGACAUGCCAGCCUUUGCAAGGCAGGUUAGUCACCAAAGACUAACCUCCAAGUGGCUUUAUGGACGCUGCAUAUAGAGAAGGCCUAAGUGUAGCAACCAUCUGCUCACAGCUGCUAUUAACCCUAUAAUGACUGAAAUGACCCCUCCACUCUAUUUUUGUGUUGUUUUGCACAGACUCCGGAAAAGUGAAGGCUGCCAAUCUGAGUAGUACUCAAAUGUGAGGAACUGCUGGUCUUGGAUUUUUUUUCCAUUAAAUUCAGCUGAUCAUAUUGAUCAGUAGAUAAACGUAAAUAGCUUCAAAUUUUAAAAGUGGAAUUGCAGUGUUUUUUCACUGUAUCAAACAAUGUCAGUGCUUUAUUUAAUAAUUCUCUUCUGUAUCAUGGCAUUUGUCUACUUGCUUAUUACAUUGUCAAUUAUGCAUUUGUAAUUUUACAUGUAAUAUGCAUUAUUUGCCAGUUUUAUUAUAUAGGCUAUGGACCUCAUGUGCAUAUAGAAAGACAGAAAUCUAGCUCUACCACAAGUUGCACAAAUGUUAUCUAAGCAUUAAGUAAUUGUAGAACAUAGGACUGCUAAUCUCAGUUCGCUCUGUGAUGUCAAGUGCAGAAUGUACAAUUAACUGGUGAUUUCCUCAUACUUUUGAUACUACUUGUACCUGUAUGUCUUUUAGAAAGACAUUGGUGGAGUCUGUAUCCCUUUUGUAUUUUUAAUACAAUAAUUGUACAUAUUGGUUAUAUUUUUGUUGAAGAUGGUAGAAAUGUACUAUGUUUAUGCUUCUACAUCCAGUUUGUACAAGCUGGAAAAUAAAUAAAUAUAACAUAAAGCCUUGCCUAUAUUCUUAAUGAA
Molecule: messenger RNA, 8176 nt
Organism: Homo sapiens (human)
Lineage: Eukaryota; Metazoa; Chordata; Mammalia; Primates; Hominidae
Gene: RAPGEF2
Product: Rap guanine nucleotide exchange factor 2
Exons: 31
Coding region: 1085-6142 (1685 amino acids)
Biological process (GO): adenylate cyclase-modulating G protein-coupled receptor signaling pathway; regulation of modification of postsynaptic structure; neuron projection development
Cellular component (GO): cytoplasm; perinuclear region of cytoplasm; anchoring junction
Molecular function (GO): guanyl-nucleotide exchange factor activity; phosphatidic acid binding
Source: RefSeq, marked validated